GUACUGUGACCUUGGGGGAUUGACGCGGGUCGGCCACUUAUGACUCUCAUAUCGGGUCAAAUUGCUUGCUCCCAGUUUCGGUCCUAAGAUUAUCUUGAUCUGAGACGUUUUAUUUCUGGUUGCUGUCUACUACUUUUUGUAGUAGAUGUAAGUACGUUGUGUGUGUUUGCUGGGUAUUCGACUGGCCUAUUUUCUCGUUUACAGUCCUCACGCUACUGUGCCCCCUCCCCUAGUACACAAAGUACCUUUUGGCUAGAUGCAUACCGCUACAUACUUGGAGAGCCUGCCAAGAUGAUAAGACUAUGAAGUAAUGCGGACUUAGAAUUGGUUCUAAUUAGGCUAACACGAACAUUGGGACAGUGCUUUGUCAAAAGAGCGAGCUUUAAAGCUACAGCUGUAACGGGUUAAACUAUUUGUUUCUAGUUUCGGUCCUAAGAUUGUCGUAAUAUGAGGCUUGUGCUAUUGCUGAUUUUUGUCUUUUGUUCUUCGUAGUAAGUGUAAGUACACUGCGUCUGCUGAGUCGUUGACUCACCUUUCUUUUGUUCUCUUUUACAGUCCUCGCACUGCCUGCUCUCCCUUAGUACACAAAGCACCUUUUGGUGAGACGCAAACCUCUACAAUUUGUAAAGGAAUUAACUUUUCGUCCUGUUUUUCUUUGCUGGAAAGCUUAUUGCAUUUACCAACUUGAUUUCCAGAGUUUUCUGUCUACGCAUUUAAACUGUUAGGUCUUGACGUAAGUGUGUCCUAUCUACUUUCUACUCACUUUCUGUUUUUAUAGAUCAUCUUGCUGAAUUAACCCCUGCUUCUUUAAACCUACAUACACAGUGCUUAGCUGUUUCUAAUCACAAAGUAUUCACAGGUUAAGCGUAAAUAUUCUAGCAUUUAAGGGUCACAGUACAAUUCUCAUAUUUUGUGUACUUGUGAGGUGCAUUGGACAGCAUCUAGUCCUCGUGGAGUCGAAAGUAAUUUAAUGAGAAACGUUGUCAUUUCUUUGAAUUUAUUCUUGAAAAAGCCUUUUUACCAACCAACUUACGGAGAACUACUUCGAGUUGCUUGUAAACGGCGGAUUCAUGGAUUCACUGAUGGGCUUGAAAAUAUUAUCGAGACAAAAGUUUCUGAAACUGAUGUUAGUAAACGCAUAUCUGGUCAAGAGUUGACGUACAAAGGGAAAAAUGAGCGUGUCAUAUUUUCAGCCAAUCAAGUUAGUGUCAAUCGCCCGGUCGAAGAUAGGUGGAUGGCUUCUCAUUUUGGUGAAGGGGAUUUUAGUUCUCUUACUCUCAGCGAUCACAAACAAUCGAACGAUGAGAAAUCGGUUUAUGGUGGUACAAUAUUUACAGUUGUUGAUGGGCACGGUGGUCAUGCUUGUGCUCAUGCAGUCAAUUUGCUACACAGUGAUUACAUAAUUUCUGGUCUUCUACCUCCAAAAGUUUCCGAGGUUGCUUUACGAAAUCUCCACCAAAUUAAGGAGUUACGUACUCCGCGUUCAAUUUGUGAGUUGGCGGUCACAUUGUGGAUGACUUCUGGUGCAUUGGUUACCGGGGAAUCUGAACGUAUCGAGUUUGGUUUGAAAGCGGAUAAAAAUUCCAGAUUUCCCAAUCCUAAUCUGACUUCUAUGCAUAGUCAGUCUAGUGUUAGCUGGGGACCUUGGGGUCCCUGGGGCCCUCUACCGUUGUCUGUUCGUGAUGCACAUAUUGGACACAUCAGUAAAUUUCUUGAAGAAUUACUGUCAACCUGUGAUGAAAGGGACUUCGAUCAGUCUGUUGAUGAUUUGCGCAACUAUGUAGCGGCUACUGCUUGGGCCCUGAGGAACGGUCUUCUUCGAAUGGAUCUGGAUAUGUCCUUGGCAGCAUGCCCUACUUUCCAUGGUCCUGUGUUAGACAAAGCUUUAUUGCGUGUUGUGUUUGCUGGCUGUGUAGCAACCUCGGUCUAUAUACCUCGACAUCGAAAAGAAAUUUUUGCUGCUCAGGUAGGUGAUUGUGGGGCUGUAAUUGGAAGUUAUUCACCUCCUUGUGAAGUUCCAGUUACAAUUCCAUCUUCGAUAGACAUCUACACUCAAACCUCUGGGGAAUAUACUAAAGAGCAUUGGGUAGCAAAGCUGUUGAUUCCUCCUCAUAUAUCUGAAAAUGGAGCAGAUGUUCGGAGAAUUAAAUCUAGUCAUCCUGUCCAUGAAGCUGAAUUUAUAAUUCGAGAUGAUCGACUUCUUGGUGAAUUAAUGCCUUUACGUGCAUUUGGAGAUAUUCGUUUUAAAUGGUCAACAGAUGAUUUAAAGAACAUCGCACGCUUAUUGGAUCUCCCCCCUAAUUAUCCUAUCUCUCCACGUUUCUAUGCCAGUCCACCCUAUUUAGUCGCUACUCCUCAAGUUUUGUGGAAACCUCUUUCUCCACUUUGUGAUCACUUCUUAAUCUUGGGGACAGAUGGCUUGUGGGAUAUGAUUUCACCAGCAGAGGCUGUGCAUGUGGUUGCUCGUCAUUGGUAUGAUUAUCGAGGUAAUCCAUCUUGUGGUUCUGGGGAUACUGCUGCUAGUCGUUUAAUUCGAACUGCACUUGGUGGUACAGAAAUGAAUUCCGAACAAAUAGCCUUACACUUUUCAAUGCCAGCUUCUUUAGCUAGAUAUUAUCGGGAUGAUAUUACUGUUAUAGUUGUUUACUUACCUACUGCUUUCUGCGAUUCUUCGUAAUGAUUAAUUAUUACUUAUGUGUAAUUCAGAUUACUUGUUUCUAUUUCAACUCUAGUUCUCAUCUGCCUAUACUCUUGUUAGCUCUCCUAAAUAUCUUGGGUAUCAGUAUCAUAUGCACAGAAAUGAAGUAUUUCACACAAACUAAAAGUCUGUAUGUUGACUAGUUUCUGGUGUUAUUCAGCAAUGUGAUAAAUACUUUCCUAGUUUCUUUAUCCUCUGGCUUUAUUAAAUUAUCUUUUUUAUGUGGUAGCUUUUGUAAUGUAAAAUAGUAUUAGCUAUCACCGAUUAGUUAGCUGACCACUUAUUAAAACUCGAUGUAUAUUGAAACUGCAUUUAAAUCCUUUCAUAUAUAUUGUAUUACAUUAUUAAUUAAUCUUAAUUAUUAAGAUUAUUUUGCUUUUAGUCACUUUUUUAUAGUAAACUUUCGCUUUGUAACCCUAAUUAUACUUUUCUACUGAAAUUUCCUAUGUAUCUCCGAUAGAAUGUAUAUCAUUAUAAUUAUUGUUGUUUAUAAUUGUUCGAACUCAGUUAAAUCACAUUUCAAUACUUAGUUACCUUAGUUUACUUUUCAUUUUAAAACGUUUUAUUUUAUGCUUGUAUAUCUCAAGUUCGUUCAUCAUGAGAUCACAAAUGUGAUUGUGGGACUUGGUAUAUAAUUGGGAAAAGAAUUACUGUCAAAAAACUACUGUGAUUAUCAUCCUACUAAUUAGUAUGCUACUGUCAUCAACCAGGUCUCGUUAGUUCAACAAUUUUAUUUUAAUCCGUUAAACUGUGAACAUAAGUGCAAAUGGGUUGUUGUUUCUACUGUUAUUAUUAAUAAUGUAUAAUCAGAUAUGUUUUAGCUCAUGUAUGUGUUUUUAGAUUAAUCUUUUGUUUUCAAAUGUAUCCAGUUAUUUUCUAUCCAGUUUUAUCAUACCUUACCUUCCUGUACUUUUGAUUCGUUCAUGUUUGAUAUUUUUGAACAAGAGAGACCAGUAUACAUUGUAUUCUUGACUUGUAUAUUUAUUAUUCGUUAUCUCUUCCAGCUAUCUGCCGAUAAACUUAUCAUUAUCUACUGCCUUCCUUACUGAGUUUUAUGUCUUUCUUUUCUGGAAAAAUAUGAGAUUAAAAAAAGUAAGAAGAAUUUGACGAAAAGUAAUCAUGUAUCGUAUCACUUUUCUGCCGAUCAUCAGGUAUGAGUUCAUGUGUUAUAAAUUGUUAAUUUGUUUUUACUCAGUGGUUUUGGUAUAUUUAUGUAAUAAUGAAUUAUAAAUCAGAACUGUCUCUGAUUAAAUAUUGUUUGUACAUAAAAAAUCCAAUAUAAAAUUCUUUACUAGCC
Molecule: messenger RNA, 3995 nt
Organism: Schistosoma margrebowiei
Lineage: Eukaryota; Metazoa; Platyhelminthes; Trematoda; Strigeidida; Schistosomatidae
Source: the annotation of a GenBank genome assembly